AUGCAUCAUCCACUUUCCCUUCGUUUCCUAGCCAACAUCACCAUCACCAUUCUCCUCACCUCCAACCUCGUCUCCGCCUUCCAUGUUCGAGAUCUCCUUCACACUUUGCGAUCGCUAAAAGACGCGCCAGCCGCAAGCAUUGCUCUCAAUGCUCGCAACUCGAGCUUCGUCGCUCCCGCUACAAUUUCUAACGGCACUGCUGGCUCUUCCCAUCCUGACUCGACGACGGGAAAAGAAGGCGGACUUGGCCUCAGCGGUCUGUUGCAUCACAUUCUCGGCAGAGACGACAAGCUCAACACCAGCACCAGUUUCAAGGUUCGCACUCUGAACAUCACCACCCUUGCUCCAGUCGGUUCCAACGACACCACUCCCGCCGGCUCCUCCCAUCCAGAUGCGGCAUCAGAGCGAGGCCACGGACUGGGACUGAGCGGUCUUUUCCAUAAAAUCUUCCACCGCCAUGAUACGCCCAUCACCAUUCCCACCCUCAAUCUCCGCGCCGCAAAUGGGACCGUAACUCCCCCCGGAGUCUCCAACGGAACCACUCCCUCCGGUUCCUCCCAUCCAAAUGCCGCGCCACAGGGAGGUCACGGACUGGGACUGAGCGGUCUUUUCCACAAGAUCUUCAGUCGCCAAAGCCCGACCAUUACUACUGCACAUUUCAACGCACGCAAUUUGAACGGCACUGUCCUUCCCCCUGCAAUCCGCCCCAACGGUACCACUCCCACCGGGUCCUCCCAUCCAGACUCAGCCACAGAAAAGGGACAAGGGCUUGGACUCAGUGGUUUCCUGAACAAGAUCUUGGGUCGCUCCAAUUCUGCGCCCCUGCCUGUCAAGCCUAUUGCCCCUGAGGAUGUUGAUGAGGUCGAUGGCGACGUUGGUAUGCUUAUGAGCCUCAACCGUCGUGUCAAGAGAGACGGAGAGGCAAAGUUGAGCCGUGAGGAGAGGAGGAAGAAUCGGGAGAAGAGGCGUGUGAGAAGGGCCAUGUCUGCGGCGGCUAAGGCUGAGAAGGCAGAGAGGAACGCUGCUCGCUCCAGAGUAUUUCGGGGCUGA
Messenger RNA from Sordaria macrospora k-hell, 1050 nucleotides. RefSeq lists its product as uncharacterized. Lineage: Eukaryota; Fungi; Ascomycota; Sordariomycetes; Sordariales; Sordariaceae. The record is from RefSeq and is a predicted model, not a curated record.